This is a messenger RNA of Liolophura sinensis, 2987 nucleotides long. Its product is annotated as ATP-dependent RNA helicase DDX4-like. Bases 178 to 2502 code for a protein of 774 amino acids. The record is from RefSeq and is a predicted model, not a curated record. The transcript is spliced from 16 exons. Lineage: Eukaryota; Metazoa; Mollusca; Polyplacophora; Chitonida; Chitonidae. Gene Ontology annotation, molecular function: RNA helicase activity; ATP binding; nucleic acid binding.
ACAAUCCAUGUGCGACGUUGGCGGGAGAUCAGCUUCGUUGCUCGACAGCAGGUUGUGAGGAAAACGUCGAUUUUCACUUUUGACAUCGGCCAUUUUAGGGAGCAAGGCCACGAGGUCAAAUCCCGUCUGUUGUGGAAUUAUUAGCCCCGGAGAUACAGAUCUCAUUUAAGUGACACCAUGACAGAUUCCUGGGGAGAUGAGGAUACAGCUACGAGGCCCACAGGUGGAGGCUUUGGAGGUGGAGGCCCUAAAUUUGGAAAAGGAUUUGGGCGUGGCGUUGGAAUGGCGGCCUCACAGGAGAACAAGGAGAACCAAGUGAAUGGGUUUGGAGGAGGGAGUGGAGGCUUCGGCCGCAGGGGUGGCUUUUCCCAGUCCAAUGGCUCGUCCAGCAGGGGAGGAUUUCCGGUUGGUGGCAGAGGAUUUGGAAGUUCCGCCAGCAAUGGUGCCUCAAACGGCGACGGCUGGGGGGAUGAAGAGGAGGCCAAGCCCAGCGCCGGGUUUGGUGGAGCUAGACGAGGCGGAGGAGGGGGACGUGGUGGAUUUGGCAGGGCCGGGGGAUUUGGGAGCAGUGGAGGUGGGGGAUUUGGAAGCAGCAGUGGUAGGGGAUUCGCUAAGUCCAGUGAUGGCGUUGGGGACUGGGGUGACAAUGACAGCUUACAGACAUCCUCUGGAUUUGGCAGAGGUGGAGGAUUCGGAAGUGGGCGUGGAGGUGGAGGUGGGCGUGGAGGAUUUGGUGGUGGAUUUGGAGAUUCUGAUGCACCAAAGGGUGGCGGAUUCGGGGGAAGAAAUCGCACCUGUUACAAAUGUCAAGAGACAGGUCAUAUGGCCAGAGACUGCCCUAAUGCAGAGUCUGGAGGAGGUUUCAGAGGAGGGGGAGGUAGAGCUUGUUACAAAUGUCAGGAAGAAGGACAUAUGGCUCGCGAUUGCCCAAAUGCGAGUGAAGGUGGAUCAAGGGGAGGUGGAGGUAACUGUUACAAGUGUGACGAAGCUGGUCAUCUAGCCAGAGACUGUCCAAGUGCAGGAGAUGAGCAUAAGAGAGAAAUCUACGUUCCCCCGGAUCCCACAGAAGAUGAGAGUGAAAUUUUCCUGUCAAUGCAAAAGGGCAUUAACUUUGACAAAUAUGAUGCAAUCCGUGUAGAGUGCACAGGACAUGAAGUAGUUCCUGCCAUCAGGACUUUUGAGGAGGCAGGACUCUAUCCCAGGAUUCAUGAAAAUGUGAAAAAAUCUAAGUAUGAGAAGCCAACACCUAUUCAAAAGUAUGCCAUUCCAGCGGUGCUAGCUGGCAGAGAUCUCAUGGGGUGUGCGCAGACUGGCUCAGGCAAAACGGCUGCGUUUCUGUUACCUGUGCUGACUGGUAUGAUGAAGAAUGGGCUGUCUGGCAGCGCUUUCUCAGACACCCAGGAACCUCAAGCUCUGGUGAUCGCCCCCACCAGGGAGUUAGCCAGUCAGAUCUUCUUAGAGGCCAGGAAAUUCUCCCACGGUAGCAUGUUGAGACCAGUAGUCUGUUAUGGAGGCACGAGUGUUGGCCAUCAGCUGCGACAGCUUGAACAAGGCGCCCAUAUCGUCAUCGGUACGCCAGGCAGGCUCGUGGACUUCAUCUCCAAGGGCAAAAUAGGGCUAAGUAAAAUUAAGUACUUGAUAUUAGAUGAAGCUGACAGAAUGCUGGACAUGGGCUUUGCGCCAGAGGUGAGAAAAAUCGUGGAACAGUUUGGAAUGCCUCCCAACACUGAAAGACAAACUCUCAUGUUCAGUGCUACCUUCCCUGAGGAAAUCCAGAAGCUGGCCUCAGAGUUUCUCAACAACUACCUGUUUGUGACGGUGGGGCGUGUAGGCGGGGCAAACACUGACGUCACGCAGCAGGUGCUGGAGGUGGAACGCAAAGACAAGCGACAGAAGCUCUGUGAUAUAUUAGGAGAAUCAGGUUCUGACCGCACAUUAGUUUUUGUUGAGUUAAAGAGAAAUGCAGAUUUCUUGGCCUCGUUCUUAUCACAGACAGGCUUUCCCACAACCAGUAUUCAUGGCGACCGACUUCAGCGAGAAAGAGAGGAGGCUUUGGCAGAUUUCAAACGCGGCAAAGCGCCUAUAUUAAUAGCCACUUCUGUAGCAGCUAGGGGUCUGGACAUUCCUGAGGUCAAACACGUCAUCAACUAUGAUCUUCCAAAAGGUGUAGAUGAGUACGUCCAUCGUAUAGGCAGAACGGGACGAUGUGGCAAUUUAGGAAGAGCUACCAGCUUUUUUGAUAGGGAGGCUGACGGGGACGUGGCUAGAGAUCUGGUCAGAGUGUUGGGAGACGCUAACCAAGAAGUGCCUGAAUGGUUGGAAGAGUGUGCUCAGGGCAGUAUGGGCAGUGGGUUUGGCAGUGUGGGAGGGAAGUUUGCCUCCAGGGAUAUGAGGGGCAACCGGUUUGGUAGCAAACCUGGUGACCAAGACUGGUUUGACAACGACACAGGAGGAGAUGGAUUUGGCGGUGCUGGGGGUGGAGAUGAAGAAAGCUGGGACUAACGGGCUAGUGGACCCCUGGCUUGGCAUUCACAGAACCUGAGAGACAACACGUGCAUGGGAAUUCCUGCAUUGAUGUACCAACCACACGCGUGAACUGCAGUCUGAGUGAAGAGAAAGUCACUGAUGGACUCGCCUGUUGUCGAGCUGAUCCACAUGCAGAGAUAGCUCCUCUCCUGAAUGGGCUCAGCUGAGCUGAUUGCAUAGGUCAGUGUACAAGACUGUGAUUUAUGGGCGCAUGAUCCUCUUCAAUCUUUACUACAUUAUUUUGUUUCCUCGGUGGACGGAGACCAACCAGGAAUGUUUACUUCUGUGUUCCAAGUUUUGGAUGUUUAUUUGGCGUUUUGGCAUUUCUGUCAUUUGUAUGGGAAGACUGCUCUCAUUUACCCUGUUCAGAAUUAUUGAUCCAAAAAGAAAUAUUUUAAGCAUUUGUCCACUUUAACUUUUGAAACUGAAUAAAAAAAGAAAAGUACUGUUUGGUAAAUAAA